UAUUAAUCAGAGACUAAAAAACCAAGCAAAAUGGCUUUUUCCAAUCAUUAUGUACUCUUCAUUGCUAUUGUAGCAAUUUUUGUCCCUUCAAUUACAGCAGUUGAAUACGUUGUUGGUGAUGAAAAAGGGUGGACUAUCAACUUCGAUUACCAAGCUUGGGCACAAGGCAAGGAGUUCCAUGUUGGUGACAAACUUGUGUUUAAGUACCCGGAAAGAGCUCACAAUGUGUUCAAAGUUGACGGUGUUGGCUUUAAACAAUGCGCGCCACCAGCUGAUGCUGCCGCCCUAACUACCGGAAAUGAUGUGAUAACAUUGACAACUCCGGGAAGAAAAUGGUACAUUUGUGGCGUUGCUCAGCACUGCCAAGUGGGAAAUCAAAAGCUUUUUAUUACUGUUCUUGAUGACGACUUGGCUUCUCCAACCAUUUCACCAUCUCCUACCAAAGAAGACCAACCAUCUAGAGCAACUACAACUACUACCACCACAUUUUGCUUCAUCAUAACUACUUUCCUUCUUGGACUGUUAUUUGCUUGA
Cannabis sativa is the source of this 534-nucleotide messenger RNA. Its product is annotated as blue copper protein 1b-like. The record is from RefSeq and is a predicted model, not a curated record. NCBI's taxonomy places the organism in Eukaryota, Viridiplantae, Streptophyta, Magnoliopsida, Rosales, Cannabaceae. Gene Ontology annotation, molecular function: electron transfer activity. The coding region runs from base 31 to 534 and encodes 167 amino acids. Gene Ontology annotation, cellular component: plasma membrane. The transcript has 2 exons.